Messenger RNA from Penaeus monodon (black tiger shrimp), 1303 nucleotides. RefSeq lists its product as uncharacterized. Bases 212 to 1123 code for a protein of 303 amino acids. NCBI's taxonomy places the organism in Eukaryota, Metazoa, Arthropoda, Malacostraca, Decapoda, Penaeidae. The transcript is spliced from 3 exons. The record is from RefSeq and is a predicted model, not a curated record.
GGGUUUGGGGUUAAGGGAGGGGAUUAUUUCGUUUUUUUAUCUGAUUUAUGUUAAGCGAUGUAAGGAAAAGGUGAUAUUACUGAAGUGAAAAUCCGGUUCAGCGAGAGAUAACUCACGCAGAACGCAACCUUCCCUCACAGUGCCUUAAACCAUGUAACGCUGACAUUUCGCCGCGAUUCCUCUUAUCUACCUCACGCUGCACACAAGGACGAUGAGGCCCUCCCAGCUGAGGCCCUUGCUAGCCACGGGCGUGGUCCUCCUGACGGCCGUCGGUCCCUCGGAGGGCUUCCUGGAGCUCGUUGUAGCCUACUUCUUCGGCAACUUCCUUUGGGGCUCCCCCUCGAAGAUCGGCACGCGCGUGAGCCAGGCCGCGCUCGAGCCCGCCCAGACGCUGCUGAUGGGCGGCGGGACGGAGAUCGUGUCGCAGGCCCUCACCCACGACUACAUCCCGGGCAUGCGGGACUUCGUGUGGAACGCCGUGGGCACCGGGGUGUCCCAGCUGGGCUCCAUCGCCGUCGGCGCCGUCUGGUGGAUCAUCUCGUCGAUCGGUUCCAUCAUCGGCCAGACGCUGGGGUCGGCCAUCCCGGCUGCCGUGGCCGCCGUCAACGCCAGCAUCUCCGCCAUCGCCAGCAUCAUCGCCGUGGUCGUCAACGACAACCUGUUCCAGGGCGACGAGAACCCGGCGAUGCAGCUGCAGGUGGUCGGGCGGCGGUCGGGGGCGCGGCGCUCCGUCAGAGUCGACGCGCCGGAGGUCCGCCUCCUCCGAGGACACCGCAGCUUGGAGCCGCGUCGAGCAGACUUCCUUCGUCAGCCCUUCGAUGAGGCCGCCAGACACGACCUCUUCGAGUGCGUCCCUCUGGUCCUGUGCGCCAUCCACGCCGACCCGGAGGAGCUCGUCACCCCCAAGGAAUCCGCCUUCAGGAGGGUCUUCAGAUCCAUCUUCGCCAAGGAACCCAUUCCCAGCUGGGCUAAAAAUUAUGUCGAGGCGAGUAUCAAAGGCUCGACCAAGAACUCGACACACGCUUGCCAAGAAGCUUAUCCCUCUUGCAUCAUCCCGAGUCAUCUCCUGAGAAAGCUCGUCAACAUAGCCUUAGAAACGGGAAAUUAUUUAACCCAGCGGUAGCCAUUGUUUUGGAGUUGUGGUAGUUUAUUUGUUUAGUUACUUAGGUAAUGUGUCUUUGAUUACAUGAAGAUUGGAGGAUAGGGAGGCUUUUUAUCAACAAGCCAUUGCGUGUUUGUGUAUAAGAAAUGAUUGUUGUCGCAUUUCUAUUUACGUGUCAAAAGUCUCUCUAGUCAUAUCAUU